Symbiodinium pilosum is the source of this 363-nucleotide messenger RNA. The record is from the annotation of a GenBank genome assembly. Lineage: Eukaryota; Dinophyceae; Suessiales; Symbiodiniaceae.
AUGCCUGCCGAGGCAGGUCCAAAGAGACCGUGGCACCUGGAACAAAGCUUCAAGGUACAGCCUCACUCAGGCCUUUGCUAUGCUGGCAAGGAGACCUGCGCAAAUCGCUUGGAUCGCAGCUACACCAAUGUACAGGCACUGCAGCUGGGCCAUGGAGGCAGCAGCCUCCUGGUACUUCACAGUGCAGGUGUUCUUGAUGCCUGGGAUUUGGAGAAGGGUGCCUUCAAAGGCCAACUGCAGCUGGGCCAAGGCAAAGCCUACCAGGCAAUGUGCCAUGACGGCGGAUGGCUGCGCCUUUCUCGGCAGAGCCCAUCUGGGCCUAUCCUCGAAGAGCUUCCUUGGGCUUCCGUGCGCUUCGCUUGA